Messenger RNA from Cylicocyclus nassatus, 1127 nucleotides. The record is from the annotation of a GenBank genome assembly. NCBI's taxonomy places the organism in Eukaryota, Metazoa, Nematoda, Chromadorea, Rhabditida, Strongylidae.
GAUGACUCCUUGCGCCCUACAGCAUAUUUGUACACUUUUGGUAUUCUGAGACAUUCUCAGCAUUUGCUGCCACGUCCAUUCUGCCAUAUUCGAGAAACUUCGGCAAGAAUUCUUCACGAGCGUUACACUGCCAUCCGGGCAACCGCAACUUUCUAAGUUCAACAUUAUCUCGAGUCCUAGUAACAGGGCACUGCCUAUUACACUCAGCUAAGCAGCUCGCGGCAGGCGCACAGUGGACGCUGGCCAUUUUUCUACGGCCACGUAGCAUUCUGUACCCUUGAACUGUUACCACUUCUCACGGCUCCAUUUGUGACCUCUUAUCUAUAUAUCACUUCAGCCACAACAUGGCGAAAGGCGAGCCGCAGCAGCAAGGGGCGAGCAGUUUACGAUUCGUCGUAGCGGGCCUAGUUGUGGCAACAGUGGGAAUAUUCGUAGGUGUCCAGUAUUCAGGCAAAAAUGCACAAGAGAUAAUGGUUGCGAUACAAGAUAAGCUGAAAGAUUUUGGAGUGCCUUUGGGCCAAGUGCACAAUGAGGAGGUGGAGAAAAAACACUAUGAGCAGCAGCAUGAGAAGCCUGGUAAUGUUGAUGAAAGGGAACAAAUGCGGCAAAAACAGCUUCGUGAACAUCAGGAAAGAAAGAGGCAGCAACAAGAGCUGGAGAAGAAGCGACAACAGGAGGAAGAGGAGAGGAGGCGCAGAUACGCAGAAGAACUAGAAAAACUGAAAAAAGAGAGGGAACGCGCUGAGCAAGAACCAACAGCAGAAACCGCCACAACAACAGCAGCAGCAACCAAGAAAAUGAGAUUUGAGCCCGAAUGUUAUACGAGUGCAUAAAGCUGCCCCAAUCGCUCAGUCAGUCGAAAUUCUUCCGCAGUCAUGUGAUUCAUCUAGGAUUUUGAUUAUGGUUAUCUGAAAAGGGUUCUGCUCUUAGAACGGAGCUUCUCAGUCAUUAUCUUGAACUAAUUUUCUUGUUUCAUUGCUGGCACUUGUAAGCUUCCACUUAUUAUCACCCUUCUCUUUUGUAAGAAUGCGCCUUCCAUUUUUCUUGAAGUUUACUCAAUUUUCUUAUGCUGUACAUCCGUAACUUUCCUGAUUUGAUGAGUAAUAAUAAAGUUGCUCACUUUCCAC